CUGUCUGUGGUAACUUGUGGUGUAUUGGAUAAACUAGUUUACAGAUGUAAACAUUUAAAUAAAAUUAUUGAUUUUCCCUUAUUAUUUGGUCAAUUGGAACUUUUGUACUACCAAAACUUUCUAAAUCGGAAGUAUAGUUAUUGGCAUUGAUUUGAAAUGGAAGCCUUUUUGAAUUUGAAUGACGUUCUAAUCUGUAAUCACUAUUUCUUAGUAGGCGGCGUAUUUCUCGUUUAUUUAGUUUAUAGAAUUCUUCAUUCGAUAUUUUCCGAUAAUAAUUAUAUGCGCACACGAUAUAGAAGCCGAGGUCAUACUUGGAGAAGCAUUCAGUGUAACAAAUCAUUACCUUAUAAUAUUUAUUGCACAAAUUGUGGUAAACUGAUGUUACCAAUUGUGGGGCUCUUCUGUGAAUGUUGCGCUAUAAGCGCAUGCAAAAGGUGUCAUAGGGCUAUAGAUAAAAAGUUUAAAUGUAAAUCACUUUCUUGGCCUGGAGACAAGCCAUUUUACCAUCACUGGGUUCAUGUGGGAACCAGUCCGUCUGAGAGUGUGGACCAGAAUGAAGAAGGUCUUAGAAAGUACUUUUGUUCAUGGUGUCAAAGGACAAAACUAUGGGCUCAUACUCUUGCUGAUGAUAGAGAGCUAUGUGAUUUUCAAAAAUACAGAAAUAUAAUAAUUCCACCUGCAUGUGUUCAGUUAGAAAAAGGAGUUGUUUCUAACAUAAAACAUCCAGGUGACAAUGAAUGGGAACCGUUUAUAAUUUUGGCUAAUCCAAAGUCCGGAAGCAAUAGAAGUGAUGAAGUACUGUCUUUGUUUAGAGGUGUGCUUAAUCCAAUACAGGUAGUGGAUAUCAGUUCAACUUCUCCAGAAAGUGUGGUGCGAUGGUUGCCUCCAAGAUGUCGCAUCCUCGUGGCUGGCGGAGACGGCACUGUGGCAUGGGUCAUGAACUCUCUCUUCUCUUUCCCUCAAGUUAAGGCGGCUGUUGCGAUUUUGCCUAUGGGCACUGGCAAUGAUCUGUCGCGUGUGCUGGGAUGGGGCGCAGGCGGACACACUACAUUGGACGCGCAUAACAUCAUUAAUUCUGUAAAGAAUGCCAGUCAUCAACCACUUGACAGAUGGAAGGUGACGAUAAACCCUAAGCGCACUAGACUGGGUCGGUAUCGGCAGCCGCGCAUGCUGUACGCGUACAACUACGCGAGUAUCGGCGUAGACGCUCAAGUGGCCUUGGAUUUCCAUCAUGCACGCGCGCAAUUUCUCUACAGAUACGCUAGUAGGACUCUUAAUUAUAUGGCGUACGCGUUCCUGGGCGUGGGGCGGGCGCUGGACGACGGCGGCUGCGGCGGGCUGGAGCGGCGCCUGCGCGUGUGCGUGGCGGGCGAGGCGCUGGCGCUGCCGCCGCUGCAGGCGCUCGUCGCGCUCAACAUCCCCUCCUGGGGCGCCGGCGUCGACCUCUGGAGUAUGGGCAGCGAAGAUGAAGUGGGAGAGCAGAGUAUUAACGAUGGGAAGCUUGAGGUAGUCGGAAUUUCGUCAUCGUUCCACAUAGCGAGAUUGCAGUGUGGGCUAGCAGAACCUUACCGUUUCGCUCAAGCUUCUAGCCUAAAGAUUGAAUUAGAAGGGUCUUGCGCUAUGCAAGUGGAUGGCGAGCCGUGGAUGCAGGGGCCCGCAACUAUUCUGAUCGAGCCGGCCGGCCAGAGCCUCAUGUUACGAGCGAGCGGGAAACAGCGCAAGAACGAAUGAUCUCUUACGUUAUACAAGCCUUAUUUGGCUCUUAUAAUUCACCUAAGGUGUUAGUUUAGUACUCAGUUAUCGAUUGAUAACAUUAUUUUAAAUGACAAAUCUCACCACUUAUUUAAGUGCCAAUGUUUGAUGCACAUGUUAUGAGUUUGUGAAACAAAUUGUGUAAUAAACACCCAAUGUUAUUUU
Molecule: messenger RNA, 1917 nt
Organism: Helicoverpa zea (corn earworm)
Lineage: Eukaryota; Metazoa; Arthropoda; Insecta; Lepidoptera; Noctuidae
Gene: Dgkepsilon
Product: diacylglycerol kinase epsilon
Exons: 13
Coding region: 157-1731 (524 amino acids)
Molecular function (GO): ATP-dependent diacylglycerol kinase activity
Source: RefSeq, a predicted model, not a curated record